UAGUUAAAGAAAUGGAUAUUGUGGAUGGAAGUGACCUGAAGCAAUUUUUUGAGAACAAUUAUUCUCAAAUUUAUUUCAUCUUCUAUGAAAACUUCAUAACACUGGAAAAUAGCUUGAAACAAAAAGGGAAUAAAUCACAAAGGGAGGAGCUGGACUCCAUUCUCUUUCUUUUUGAAAAAAUAUUGCAACUACUACCUGAGAGGAUUUUUUAUCGAUGGCAUUUUCGCAGUAUAGGGUCCAUUUUGAAGAAACUUUUGCACACUGGAAACUCUGUCAAGAUAAGAUGUGAAGGAAUCAGACUGUUUCUUCUUUGGCUUCAAGCACUUCAGACUAACUGUGCAGAAGAGCAAAUAUUAAUAUUUGCAUGCCUUGUGCCUGGUUUUCCACCAAUUAUAUCCUCAAGGGGUCCCUGUACACUAGAUAGCAUCAUUAGUCCUCCUUCUAAUUCACUAGAUGCUAAGAUUUAUCCUGAAGAAAUAACUCCACUUUUGCCAGCUGUCUCUGGAGAAAAAAUUGCUGAAGACCAAACCUGCUAUUUUCUUCAGUUACUGUUAAAAUAUAUGGUAAUUCAGGCGGCAAGCUUGGAGUGGAAGAAUAAGGAGAACCAAGACACUGGUUUUAAGUUUCUCUUUACCUUGUUUAGAAAGUACUAUCUUCCUCACUUGUUUCCGUCUUUUACAAAGCUAACCAACCUGUACAAACCUGUUCUUGAUAUUCCUGAUAUAAGACCAAGACCUGUAUACAUUACUGCAACGCGAAACAAUGAAAAUGUCUAUAGCACAAAAAUUCCAUAUAUGGCAGCUCGAGUUGUUUUUAUUAAGUGGCUUGUUACCUUCUUCCUUGAAAAGAAAUACUUAACUGCAGUUCAGCAUACAAAAAAUGGAGGAGAAAUGCUCCCUAAAAUUAUUCAGACUGUUGGUGUUGUAAACCAAGAUAAAAACCCAGAGUUGGAAACCAGCAUGCCUUAUGCAAGUGAGCAAGAGAGAAACCAUUCUAAUAGUAGCACCUUGUCUGACAGAAGACUCAGUAACUCCAGCCUUUGCAGCAUCGAAGAACAGCAUCGAACAGUGUAUGAGAUGGUGCAGAGAAUCCUCUUAUCCACUCGAGGCUAUGUGAACUUUGUUAACGAAGUCUUUCGCCAGGCUUUUUUGUUGCCUUCUUCUGAUAUAUCUGCAACACGGAAAGUGGUUAAGGUAUAUCGAAAAUGGAUAUUGCAAGAAAAACCUGUGUUCAUGGAGGAGCCAGACAAGAAGGAAAACGGUCGGGAUGAUGUUACCAACUUGGAGGAUUCAUCAGUGCAAACAGAUAGUAAACAACUUGCCUCUGACCAUUCCGGCCAUAAACGGUCAUCCAGCUGGGGAAGAACGUACUCGUUCACUAGUGCUGUUAACAGAGGAUGUAUAUUAGAAGAUGAAGACAAAGAUGUUAAAGCCGGUGCUCAAGCUGCGUUACAGGUAUUCUUGACAAACUCUGCAAAUGUUUUCUUAUUGGAACCAUGCGUUGAAGUCCCUGCACUUCUGAAGGAGCAAGUUGAUGCUUGCAAAGCAGUUUUGAGUAUUUUUAGGCACAUGAUAAUGGAACUAUCAAUGAAUAAAAAGACUUGGGAACAGAUGUUACAGAUACUCCUCAGAAUCACGGAGGCUGUGAUGCAGAAGCCAAAGGAAAAUCAAAUAAAGGAUACGUUUGCUCAAAGCAUGUCAGGAUUACUUUUCCGAACUCUUAUUGUAGCUUGGAUCAGAGCAAAUCUCAGCGUUUACAUUUCCCGCGAGCUCUGGGAUGAAUUGCUCAGUGUUUUGUCUUCCCUUACUGACUGGGAGGAGCUGAUAAACGAAUGGGCCAAUAUUAUGGAUUCUCUAACAGCAGUGUUAGCAAGAACAGUGUAUGGAGUUGAAAUGACGAACUUACCCUUGGAUAAGCUGAGUGAACAAAAAGAAAAAAAGCAGAGGGGAAAAGGUGGAAUUUUAGAGCCUCAAAAGACAGCUGUAGUGGGAAGAUCUUUUUCAUUAAGCUGGAAAAGUCACCCUGAAGUUGUGGAGCCAAUGAGAUUCAGAAGUGCUACCACCUCUGGAGCACCAGGAGUUGAGAAAGCAAGAAAUAUGGUUCGUCAAAGAGCAACAGAAGUUGAAGAAUCUCAGCAGUCAGAAACGUCAACAGGAGCAGAAGCUGCUGGCCUAUUUGCAGACCAAGAGCAACAACUAACUCGAAGUAGUAGCACUUCAGAUAUUACAGAUCAGUUUACAUCCGAUUGUUUUCAAGGUAAAAAGGCUGAGAGUUCUCAGAAUUUAACUUCUUCAGACUUCAAAUCAAUACAGGAAAAUAAGGGAUGCACAAAGAAGGAAUAUGAAGCUGAGCAUGUCCUAGUACGAAGGAGCAGCAGUCCAGCUGAAUUAGAUUUGAAAGCAGACUUGCAGCAGUCACAUGGAAAUCGCCAGGAGAGAGAAAAGAGUGAAAGCAUUAGUAGUGACACAUCCAUUGGCUAUAACAAUGAAGUAGAGAUCACGUUUAUCCCCUGGCAAACUUCUGAAGAAGACCGUGAAGUUAAUGCAUCGGCAGAUGUUUGUGUUGAUCCUGAAGCACCUCGCUGGCUUCAGCUUAGUCCUUCAGAUACUACAAAUCUAACAGAUAGCAGUGAAUUCCUUGCUGACGACUGUAGUAUAAUUGCUGGUGGAAGCCUUAUAGGAUGGCACCCUGAUUCUGCUGCUGUACUAUGGAGAAGGAUUUUGGGAAUUCUUGGCGACGUGAACAAUAUACAGUCACCUAGAAUCCAUGCAAAAGUUUUUGGAUAUCUCUAUGAGCUGUGGUAUAAACUUGCUAAGAUAAGGGACAACCUUGCUAUAAGUUUGGACAAUCAGUCUACUCCCUCUCCUCCUGUUUUAAUUCCUCCUCUCAGAAUAUUUGCGUCAUGGUUAUUCAAGGCAACCACUCUGCCAAAUGAAUAUAAGGAAGGCAAACUUCAGGCCUACAGGCUGAUCUGUGCUAUGAUGACUAGGCGUCAAGAUGUUCUGCCAAAUUCGGAUUUCCUAGUUCAUUUUUAUUUUGUGAUGCACCUUGGCUUAACAAGCGAAGACCAGGAUAUCUUGAAUACUGUCAUAAAGCAUUGCCCACCUUGGUUUUUCUUCUUGGGUUUACCUGGCUUUACAAUGCUGAUAGGAGACUUCAUUACAGCUGCGGCCAGAAUUCUUAGUACAGACAUGCUGGAGGCCCCCCGUUCAGAGGCUCAUACCAUCCUUGGUUCUCUUGUUUGCUUUCCAAAUAUCUACCAAGAAAUCCCACUACUGCAGCCCAUUUCAGAAGCUGGUGAGAUCAUCGCAGGAACUGCAGAUGUAAAAUGUUACCUUAUCAAUAUUUUAUUGAAGAAUGCUACAGAGGAGCCAAGUGAAGCUGCAAGGUGCAUAGCCAUUUGUGGCCUUGGAGUUUGGAUAUGUGAAGAACUCACGCAGCGUACAAACCAUCCUCAAGUGAAGGAAGCAAUAAAUGUCAUAGGUGUGACACUAAAGUUUUCUAAUAAACUGGUAGCUCAGGUAGCCUGUGAUGUUCUUCAGCUGCUAGUUUCUUACUGGGAAAAGCUUCAGAAGUAUGAAUCCUCUCUAUCCAGAAAGAUUACUGAAAUCCUUGUGGCCACUAUUGCCUUUCUUUUGCCAAGUGCUGAAUAUUCCUCUGUGGAAGCAGAUAAAAAGUUUAUAGUUUCACUGUUACUUUGCUUGUUGGAUUGGUGUAUGGCAUUACCAAUGAAAAUGUUACUAGAGCCAGUGUCUGCUGGUGUUCUUGAAGACCAACAUACCUCCAAAGCUCCUUUACUGGACUAUAUAUACAGGGUUUUGCACUGUUGUGUUAAUGGUUCCAGUACCUAUACUCAGCAAAGCCAUUAUGUACUGAGUCUUGCAGAUCUCUCAUCUAGUGAUUAUGAUCCGUUUUUGCCUCUGGGGAAUGUCAGGAAUUCUGAGCCUGCGCAGUGCCAUUCUUCCACAGAUUUGGGCAACCUACUCACUGUUGCUGAGGAAAAAAGAAGGAGGAGCUUAGAACUAAUACCUUUAACUGCACGGAUGGUUAUGACACAUCUCGUAAACCACUUAAGCCACUAUCCCCUCAGUGGAGGUCCUGCAAUUCUUCACAGCCUUCUUAGUGAGAAUCAUGACAACUCUUACGUGGAAUCUUCUGAGCUGUCUCCAGAAGUCUUCAGAAGUCCAAACCUGCAACUCUUUGUGUUUAACGACAGUACUCUCAUAUCUUACCUUCAAAUUCCUGCAGAAAAAAAAGCAGAUGCUGAGCCAGCAGUAGCUCCCUCAGAUGUAAGAGUAAUUGUCAGAGAUAUCUCAGGGAAAUACUCUUGGGAUGGCAGAAUAUUAUAUGGACCUUUGGAGGGCUGUCUUCCACGGCAAAGUGGAACAAACUCAUUUGUGAUUUCAGGCCAUCCUGAGCAUCAAUUUAAUUCCCCAAAAGACGUUUCUCAAGUGGAAGAAGGAGAAGAUGCUCUUGACAGAUUGCUGGAAAAAAUUGGUAACUCUAGUCCUGAAUGCCUUUUACAUCCCCAGCGAAAGCUAAAUGAGCCAUCACCACCACCAUUUGGUAUGAGCUACGAUCAAGAAAAUGAAAUCACUGAAGCCCUAAUAAGGCAGAGUGCCCAGGAGAAAGAGUAUAUAUUUAAAUGCAGUUCUGACUUUGGUAUGAAGGUAGCCUAUCAAGAAGAGCCAUGCCCUGCUGUUUUAGACUUAUUGAGAGAACUGAAAAAUCUGGAUUCCCGUCAGUGCCGUGAAACUCACAAGAUUGCAGUGUUUUACAUUGCAGAAGGACAGGAAGACAAAUGUUCAAUACUGUCCAACUCAAGGGGAAGCCAGGCAUAUGAAGAUUUUGUUGCUGGACUUGGCUGGGAGGUUGAUCUUGCAACACACUGUGGCUUUAUGGGCGGCCUGCAACGUAAUGGCAGCACAGGACAAACAGCACCGUAUUAUGCUACCUCUACAGUGGAAAUCAUUUUUCAUGUGUCUACAAGAAUGCCAUCAGAUUCAGAUGAUUCACUGACCAAAAAGCUUCGUCACUUGGGAAAUGAUGAGGUUCACAUCGUCUGGUCGGAACACACCAGGAACUACCGCAGGGGCAUUAUACCAACGGAUUUUGGAGAUGUUUUAAUUGUUAUUUACCCAAUGAAGAAUCACAUGUUUUUCAUAGAGAUAGUGAAGAAACCAGAGGUGCCAUUUUUUGGUCCUCUCUUUGACGGAGCAAUAGUGACUGCAAAGCUGCUGCCAAGCCUUAUAUGUGCCACGUGCAUCAAUGCCAGCAGAGCCGUGAAGUCUCUCAUCCCACUCUACCAGAGCUUUUACGAGGAAAGAGCUCUGUAUCUUGAAGCAAUAAUCCAGAAUCAUAAAGAAGUAAUGACAUUUGAAGAUUUUGCAGCUCAGGUCUUUUCUCCCUCUCCUAGCUACUCCCUCAGUGGAACUGGCUGCCUCACCACAAGUGCAAGUGCUGAUCUUACUGUCACCGUAGGAAUAGAGUUAGCAGAACAGACCUCGCCUACGUUACCACGUGCCACGAAAAGCAGAGUCUCUGGGAAACUCCGUCGCUCCGCUAGCGCUCUCAGCAAGUCUUCCGACUGAAGUAGUUUGGGAGCAGAACUCCGUUCAAGGGAAUUUUAAAAAACUUAAAAUAUAUUAAACUAUUCACUGUGUCACUAGAACUUGUAAUUUUGGAUGAGCACAUGUUGAAGGGGGCGGGUGGGAGGGACUGCUUUCCAAAAUGACAGUUCUCUUACAUUUCCAAACAGACAUUACUGAUGGGCAAAUAUCACCUGGAUUAUCAUCGUGCAUUUCACUUGACUCUUUCUGACAUAAAAAGAGGGAAGGCGAUCGGAGCGCUCGCAGUUGGCGUCUGACUGACUAAUGGGGAGGAAGCACCACUUCUCCCAGCGAGGCUGCGCACGCAAGUGCUAGUGGUGCAGACAGAGGAUACCAGCCAGUAUUGAAACCAGCUAUUUCGUGUCAUUUUAGAGCAUUGAUUUUAGUCAUUCCAGUCAACGCUUAAUGGUGUAUUAGGGACUUUUGUCUAAAUAGAAAAAAGGUUUUCUUAGAAUUAGACAUAUAGCGAAUGUUCUCCUCUUCUAAAGUAUGGGCGAAUGAUUUGGGUGCUUUUCAGUCCAUGUACAAGCCCUCUUCCCUUUCUGUUUUGAAUAGGUGUCCGAUGCAGGUUUUGUGCAUGUAGCUAAGACUAGGUAAUUAGCAAACACGUCAUUUAUCUGAAAUUCAGGAAGGUGCUGCCAAUUUUAUAAAAUGGCAACACCUGCAUGAAAAUCACUAUUUAGUCAUGCCAUGUUAUUUGAGGACCUACAUCCCUGGCUGCGGUGUAAAAUCCUGAAGCUGAAGAUGCCCCGGCCUCCAGCAGCUUGUUCCCUGGCCUAACAUAGCACUGCAAAGAAUUUGGACUCCUGUCCUGAAGCGUUCGUCUUAGGCCAGGCUGCUACAGUGGUGUGAGGCUGGGGAUAUCAGUAUGUUGUCCCAGACGUGAAGUCCUGCCAGUUUGGGUCAAACCAUUUAACUUAACAUCUAUGAAUUUAUUUUAGAUAGAAGUCCCCUUUCUCGGCACUAACUUUGGAUUUGGGAUAGUUUUGUCAUUUGGAAUAUUGCAUGUGAUCAUUGCAUAACAUGGACUGGUCACAUUUUCUAUGUGCAUGGAAAAAUGAACAUAACCGAAAUUGCUUUUUACAGAGCAAAUGCUGCACAUUUGCAAUAACUACUCGUCACCAAGGUUUGAAUAAAUAGGAGGCAGUAAAUUUCUUAGGUAACCACCUCAUCUUUUCACAACAUCAGGGCAAUAAGCUGCAAGUUGAGGCAUCUCUAAUUAGGAUAAAAUAAAUUUGAAAGUUUCCAAGGGCCUACAGUGUCCUACUGGCACUUUGUGUAGUAAGCAAAUAUUUUAUUUUGAAUAGAAAAUGUAUUUCAGCCUAUGUAUGUCAUAAGGUUUUAGAAGUGAAAACAUUGUAUAGCUUAAAAAAAACUAUGAUAAAAAUAAGGAAAAUGAGAGAGAUACUGCAACAACUUAAACACUUAGUGUGCAUAAGGAUAUGCAGACUGAAGGUAAAAAUUCACUGAGCUCGGUCUUGCGUCGGCAUGAGAGACAUAAUCCGAGCAACCGAAUAUGAGCUUCCAUCUAAUAAAUGCUGCAGUACCGGCAAGCGAGGGAUUGUGGAACUGGGUGCCGCUUUCAGCACUGAGUUUUCUGGCUUUUUUCUUGCAAGAGGGUAAGAGAAGGAGACAGCUGUAAAACGACUAGUACUGCGUUAACUUUUCUUUGGGUUUUUUUUGACGUUUUGGACAUCAGUAUCCAUGCCCCAGUUCGAGUUUUGUGUCAGAUACCUCUAGCCUUUCUAAUCCUCCUCAGGUCUAGUUCGUAUUGUUGCGUUUUGUUCAAUUCUUAUUAUGCUGUUUGGCAAGGAUAUGCACAUCUUUAAACGUAAUGUGAUUUGUUUUAAGUGAAGGGGAUCUAUUUUAAAGUGAAGCAAAAAUGCACCGUUGGGCCACCAUUUUUUUGCACUUCUACUUAUGUGUUAACGUCAACGUCUGUUUGUUUUCAUGUCAGCAACAAUCUGUGUUACUUCCCUGUAAAUAAGGAAUACUGUUUGAUAAAUAUUUACAGUAAUACUAAGUUAGCUUGACAUUUUGCUAUUAGCUUUAAGUAAUAGUUUAUUUGGUUCUAGUAGUAACCGGCUUGUCAACUUAGCAUAACCACAAGCAUAAACUUGUAAUUGGGUGCACUUCUUAUCCAGACCAGGAACUAGAGACUGUCAUGCUUAACGUUAACGUGCAGUCUGAAUGUAGUUGGCACAUGCAGGCUAUAGAUAAUCGCAGUAAUCCUGCUGGUGAAGAGGGUCGUUUGUGAACGUUUUGGACUGCCAUUUUGAUUUUCUGCUUUAAAUUUUGCUUUUGCUUUCUACUGAUUGUGUGUCUAUAAAGCAAAUUAGAAAGUAAAACGUGUAUUUUAAUUUAUUAUUAUUUUCACGACUGGCUAGGAGAGGCUAUCUCGUCCUUAGUUAUCCAGUAACCGUCUGAACUAAUUUCGAAGGCAUUUUUUUCUGAAUAGAACUAAAACUUUUCUCUUUAGAGCAAUACAAAUCUCUAAUUCAGGGAAGAAUGAAAAUGCCAAUAAAAAUUGUUAUUUUCCUGAUGUUGAAAACUUAAAAAAAUAUUCAUCUGUGCGAUUCUGAUGGGGUUUUGUAGUAUAAAAUAAAUAGCCGAGCUGUCCUAUUGCUCCUCAGAAAGCUAUUAAAUCGUAGAUCACCGUGACAUUCUUGAUGAAAGCGCCUUAAAAAGACCCUUUAGUCUACGUGGCGCGUGCAACUUUGGUGAAGCAACAGCUGCUGUGACUGAGGCAGUAGCUCUUGGCUCCUCUGGUCCAAAUGAGGAAGGUGACCGUCGCCUGUAGACCGCCCCUGCUCUGGCUGCUUUUUGAGCGUUGCUAUUUUAGCUCAAAGCUGGGGCGCGCUGGACCCGACGGUGGCUUUCUGAGGGAAAGCACGGGCGUUUUCCUUGGACUGAAUUCUGCGGAGCUGCUACUGACAAUUAGGUGUUUGCCUCUCAACAGGUUAGUUUUGAGCCUAUUUGAUGGAACUUUUGGGGGG
Struthio camelus australis is the source of this 8605-nucleotide messenger RNA. Lineage: Eukaryota; Metazoa; Chordata; Aves; Struthioniformes; Struthionidae. The record is from RefSeq and is a predicted model, not a curated record.